AUGGAUGCGACCAAACACACAGUAAAUUACAGUGGCCGACACCCUCCUUCCUCCGCCUACCGCCGCCCACCGCCGACUGCCAUAGCCAGCGACCAUCAUGUCGAAAUAGAUCCGGCCAUCUUCAAAGUGCUCAGCCCCGCCAGCGUGAGCUUAGCACUCCGGGAGAUUAAGUGGCCGAGGACGGCAGCUUCGCGACGUCAGGAGCGGUGGACGGACAUGAAUCUGCAAAAGAAGCGGGCUGUCGCCGGCGGAGGAGAAACGAGACGGCGGCAGCAGAAGGAUGGCGGAACGAGACGGCGCCGGCAGAUGGCUUGCAUAAGAGAGACGGUUGCGGACGACUGUCCGGUGGCGAGCAAUGGACGGCUGCGACCUAAGGCGUGCGGAGGAGGGCCGACGAAAUCGAGGCGAUCUGCUCUUAGAGUAGCGAGGUCGAUGGCCCGUGGUUGUGGAGGAAGGCCACGAGUUCCUUCACGGUCAAAUUCAUGGCCGGCCGUCGCAACCGCCACCUUUCUAGCCGUUUUGGCUGCCACAACCGCCGUUCUGGCCGUCAACCGAUGA
Molecule: messenger RNA, 558 nt
Organism: Striga asiatica
Lineage: Eukaryota; Viridiplantae; Streptophyta; Magnoliopsida; Lamiales; Orobanchaceae
Source: the annotation of a GenBank genome assembly